GUCGCCAUAGUAACUGGGGUCUGACCAGAGGGUAGUGGAAAUUCGCUGAUUACUAUUGCACUGAAGCGUUUGCUUUUUAUUGCUGUUUUGUGGACGAGCAUGUAUUGUAAUUAGGGCAUUUUUGUGUGUCGUGACAAUGUUGGCACAGACACUAACGUUGCUACUUUGACCAAGUUGUCGCGGCUUUGCUAACGACGAGGGCUUAGCUAAACUCAGCUAACUGGAUGAAGCACGGCUAUGUCCGGCAGUAACCUCCCGCCGGUGCGCCACCUGCCACAGUGGAGCCGAGUCGGGCGUCUCGGGGUGCCGUGCUCGCCUCGACGUUUACCGGCGAACCGACUGCAGCCGCUGCCUGUCCUCCCCGCGGGGGACCGAGAGGUGCCGAGGGCGACGACGGGGUCGGGUCACGGCGACGCGGACACCCGCGUCGCCUCACUACAGAGGAACAUCGAGUUCCUGCAGUACCAACACAAAGAAACUCUGCAGAAACUUCACCAAGAAGUGGACUUACUCAGAAGGGAGAACAAAGAGUUGAAGUAUAAGAUGAUUAUGGACGCUCCCAAGCCAAGUAGGAAAGUUCUGAAACAUCCCCAAGCGGGUGUUGGACCUGCUGUUCGGGGGAGAGAACCCCCACAGAACCAAAUGCUAAGAAGCAUGGGAGACUGUGUCGUGAGUCUUGGACCCUUCAGGCCAAAUCGCAGGUCAGAGCAGUUGGGCGGGCUCGUCAACUCACAGCAGCCUCUACAAGUCCACAACGGUCCGUCUCAUCCACCACGUGCGUCCACGUUGCGGGAGUGUGAGCUUAUCAUCCGCCAACUGUACAAUACCAACAGUUUACAGUCUCAGGAAAUUGUACGCUACAAGGAGUUGCUGAGUGAUAUUGUGCUCAACAAGAGAAUCACACCAGAAAACUACAAUCUCACCAAAGCCUUCCUUGUGGAUGAUAUCUGCAAAUCCUCUGACAACACAUUUCCUAAACUGGAUCUGCAAACAGGAAAAAUGACCGGUGUGACCCUGCCAGCGCUCACGCAGAGCGUCAGCUCCUCAGUGGCAGAGCGUCAGAGAAGAGGUCGUGUUGUGCACAGAGGCCAUGUUAAGGGUACAGUGCGGUGAGAAGAUACAGAUUAGUACCAACCACCUUCAGGACAGCCACAGUCCUUUUUUGUUUCACUGGAAAAGCUAAGUCACAAAUGACUGAAUAUACUCUGGAAUAUGUUUCCAGUAGGAGACUGAUUCAGGUAUUUAUGCUUUGUAGUGUUACGAUGUCCCAAAGGAUUGGAUUCAUGGACAAAAGUGUUGGGAUGUCAAACAGUUAAUCAGUUACGGAUUGGGCUGGCCAUCUUAGUUCUACUGUUGUACAAUUUUCUGACAAGUUGUCUUGAGAGAAACUGACUGAUUUCAGCCCCAGACCUCAGGACACCUAAUCCAACACUGGUGAGGGCUCAAAUGUUCUUCUGAAUAAAUGGACAAAAAUUCCCAGAUACACACCAAAUUCUUGGAGAAAGCCUUCCCAGAAGAGUGGAGCCAACUCCUAUUUUUUCCCCCCACUUCAUGCCAGGUGUCCCAAUACUUCUGUCCAGAUAGUGUACCGCUCCUGUUUUACCACAAGUACUGUCUCAAAUCCAUCUAUAUGGCAGAACUUGUGAAGUAUGUUUUUAUUAAAGUUGUGUUUGUUGGACUUUUGUAGUCUUAUUUUAGCUAAACAUACUUAGUUUACUACAUGAAACUUGUGGAAGUCAACAUUCGACAA
Messenger RNA from Phycodurus eques (leafy seadragon), 1750 nucleotides. RefSeq lists its product as uncharacterized. The record is from RefSeq and is a predicted model, not a curated record. Bases 238 to 1113 code for a protein of 291 amino acids. Lineage: Eukaryota; Metazoa; Chordata; Actinopteri; Syngnathiformes; Syngnathidae. The transcript has 7 exons.